Molecule: messenger RNA, 1383 nt
Organism: Miscanthus lutarioriparius
Lineage: Eukaryota; Viridiplantae; Streptophyta; Magnoliopsida; Poales; Poaceae
Source: the annotation of a GenBank genome assembly
AUGGCGCCGUCCUUGGUCGUCUCGGCGAGGCAUGCCCACGCUGUGGCCCACCGGAGAGGUCGCAGGCAGCGUGUGGUCGUCGCCAGUUCCGGUGGCGCCGGUCCGCCGCCGAAGCUGGUGACCUUCCUCGGCAAGGGCGGCUCCGGCAAGACUACCGCGGCCACCAUCGCCGCUCAGUAUUAUGCAAGUGAAGGCUUCAAGACAUGCCUGGUUGUUCAGUCCCAAGAUCCUACCGCGGAGCAAUUGAUGGGCAGUAAAAUUGGGAAUUCUCUGACCGAGUGUGCGGCCAAUCUCUCGGCCAUGAAGCUGGAGACUAGUAAGUUGCUGCUUGAACCCCUGGACCGGAUGAAGAAGGUUGACGCCCAGGUCAAUUUUACUCAAGGAAUCCUUGAAGGGAUUGUAGGAGAGGAACUUGGAGUUUUACCUGGAAUGGAUUCAAUCUGUUCAGUCUUAGCUCUUCAGAAGCUCCUUCACUUCUUUUCAGCUGGAAGGAGUAAUUCACAACCAGAAUUUGAUGUGAUCGUGUAUGAUUGCAACAAUACGGAGGAAAUUCUGCGGCUGAUAGGUGCUACUGAUCGAGCAAGGUCUUACUUGAGGUAUGUGAGGGACCUAGCUGAGAAGACUGACAUGGGAAGACUUGCUUCUCCUUCAUUACUGAAACUAGUAUAUGAUUCUGCAAGGCCAAGUGGCAAAACUAGUGAGGGGAGACUUAGUACAGAGAUAUGGAAUGAAAUCGAACAACUACUUGAGAAAGUCUCAGUAUGGUUUGCCAAUCCUUCAAAACUUGCAUGCUUCCUUAUCAUGGAUCCUAGGAGAUCAAUCUCUGUAUCCUCUGCAUUACGAUACUGGGGUUGUACCACUCAAGCUGGCGGUCAAAUAUGUGGGGCAUUUGGAUAUACUGAAGACCCUUCUGAAAUGCACCAAGAAGUUGCUCAAAAGUUCUUGCCGUUGUCUUUGUCGUUUCUGCCAUUUCUCCCAAAUGAUUCUUCUGCAGAUUGGAGCAGAGCACUAAGCUCAUUGAGCCAAAAUGCAAAGGAACAGCUGAGGAAUACGUCCACCUUGGUGUAUCCUUCAGUCAGUUUUGAUUCUGUUCAGAAAUCUGUAACCCUUUUCAUGCCAGGUUUUGAUAAGUCUGAAAUCAAGCUAUAUCAAUAUAGAGGUGGAUCAGAACUGUUGAUCGAAGCUGGAGAUCAGAGGCGCGUCAUAAAAUUGCCACCUACAAUGCAGGGAAAGGUCGGAGGUGCCAAAUUCGUGGACAGGAACCUCGUUGUUAGCAUCCGCCUGAAUUUUGUGGUGCUGUUCGUUUCAACUUUCAACCAAAGUGAAACUGCACAAUCCUACUAUUUUCUGAAGAAGAGGUGCGCGAUACUGAGAAAAUUGUAA